GCUUGCCAAACAAAGAUGGCGUCUAAGUUGCAAAUCGGCGAUCUUGUGUGGGCAAAGAUGAAGAGCUUCCCAGCAUGGCCUGGAAAGAUCAUCGAGCCAAAGCCAGAAAUCAAGAGACCGAAGAAGGAUAAACUGCAUCACUGCAUCUAUUUCUUUGGAUCUGAAAACUAUGCAUGGCUGCCACAUGAACAAGUGUAUGCGUACAUUGGAAACAAAGAGAAGUUUCUGCUCAGAUCACGUCUACCGAAAGGCUUCAAGGAGGCUAUUGAGGCUAUAGAAGAUGCUAUCAAGGAAAUGCCAGAAGAGGACCGUCUUAAAGCCGAAGAACUUCCCUCCAUUGAUGAAGAGCUCGCCCAGAUUUUCUCAGACUCGGCCUCGGCAGACGAGAAAACAAAGUUGAACAACAGUACAGACAGCCCACCUUCUGAUAAACCAGAUAAACCAAAGAAGAAAAAGCGGCCGAGAGAAAGCACUGGCACAGGGGAGGGAAAUGAAGUAUCACCAAAAAAGACCCCAAAAGUAAACAAACCUAAAGCAUCAACAGGGGGCGACUCCACAGGAAAAAAGAAAAUCAAACCAGUAAAAUCAUUAACACCAUCAGAAAAGAUUUUGAAACGAGCAAAAAUGACUGCUGGCUCAUCACCAUCAUCCAAUAUCUUCUCUGCUUUAUCACCAAAGAAAUCCCUCUCGUCACCAAAGAUGAGAGACAGAAAGUUACCAGAGCUCAAGGUAUCAGAAAGUGACCUUAGCUAUGAUCCGAGUUUAGGGGCCCCAGGUCAGCCUCUGUCAACUGCCUCAGGGACACAACUGGAGGACGAUGAUCUCUCAAAAACAGCUGUAAAAUCUGUGAUCCCUACCCCAAUGAGGAUAGGUUUCCUAGGGUUGGGGAUUAUGGGACAAGGCAUGGUCAUGAACCUGUUGAGGUCAGGGCACGAGGUCACGGUGUGGAACAGAACAGCACAAAAGUGUCGAGACUUUGUGAAAGCGGGAGCAUUAAAGGGCAGUUCACCAUGUGAGGUAGUUCAGCAGUGUGAUAUCACGUUCUGUUGUGUGGCAGACACAACCGCUGUUAAAGAUAUAGUAUUUGGUAGUCAGGGAGUGUUGCGGGGUAUAGCAACAGGUAAAUGUUUUGUGGAGAUGUCAACAAUAGAUGAGGAAACAGUGCAAGAUGUAGCAGAGGCAAUACAAGCACGAGGGGGUGUGUAUCUCGAGGCCCCAGUUGUAGGCAGCAGGGUACCAGCAUUGGAAGGGCAGCUCACUAUACUGGCAUCAGGCGAUAGAAAACUUUUUGAUGACUGUUUCUCUUGUUUUGAAGCCAUUGGCAAAAAAUCUCUUUACCUAGGGUCUGAUCCUGGGGCAGCAACUAGAAUGAAGCUCAUUAUAAACAUGGUGAUGGGUUCUGUGGUAGCUAGUCUAUCAGAAGGCAUGGCAAUGGCAGAGAAGGUCGGCCUUGACCUUGAAGAUGUGGCGGAAGUUCUUAGUCUAGGCUCACUUCGUUGUCCAACUGUUAUACAUAAAAGUCAAGCAAUAUUAAACCAGAAGUACGACCCACAUUUUCCAUUACAACAUCAACAAAAGGAUCUCAGAUUAGCAUUACAGUUAGGAGACAAAGUAGAACAACCUCUAUAUAUAGCUGCUGCUGCCAAUGAGCUGUACAAGAAAGCAAGACGGUUAGGGUAUGGAGAGAGUGACAUUUCUGCUGUGUUCCGGGCUGCUAGCAACUGAGGCAGUGUAACGAAAACAAUUGUUGGUUAAAUAAAGUGAAUGACUUGAGAUUUUAAGACAGAUGAUUGGAAAGUGUUUAAAGAAAAGUUUCGAGUGUCUGUACAUGAUAUAGACAGUGAUUUAUAAAACAGAAUGUAGGAAGAAUUGGAAACGAGGUUAAUUCAGGGCUUUUUAUUAAAUCAAAUAUGGUAACUUGUGAAAGAAGACCAAUCUUGAACAACAAUGAUGUUGGUUAGUGACACUUGUCUCAAUGUUGAUGUUUCUUACACUCAACUGUGAAAAGAAAUUGGUACAGAAGGAUGUCAGAUGGAGACAUUCUUCCAGAAAGGUUGCUGCGAGAUAUGGAAGAAGCCAAAAUGUUGAUUCAGGAGUUUUAGCAGGUUGAACAAAUUCAAAUCAUGUACUCGAAAUUAUAUCACAUUAUGUGCAUUUUGAAAGUUACACAUUGUACAUCGAACAUAGAAACAGUCUUGAUAAAACUGACUGUGCAAAGAACAAAGUCAUGUAGGAAAAAAAAAAAUGUGCACGUAUUUGAAACAAAUGGUCGUAGAGAGAGUGUUUAAGGAGCAUAUCAUGCUGCCUGAUGCUAAUGUAAGACUUACAAAACCAAGUGAAUAAACCUGUGUAAGGGCUGUGUUUUAUAAAUAUUAUACACUUUUACAGAUUUGUUUAAGAAUUUAACCCUUAUCAUGCUGGAAAUAAUUGAUUCUGCCUUUGCAACCAGUGCAGAUCAUGAUCUGCACUGUUUGCCAUUCAGUCAGUAUCUUUUUGGUAAGCACCCCUUUUAACAUUUAAUGGUACUGUCCAAAUUGAAAGAUGUAAGAAUUUAGCAGGGUAAGGGUUAAGGAGGUAUACCCAUAAUGACAUUGGGUAAUUCCCUGUUGUUUAUGAAUACUCUGUAUGAGACUUUGGCAUUCUCUGGUUAAUUUUCUGUUGUGUCUGAAGAAUGCUAACUUUACAUAUGGAGGGUACAUAAAUGAACGGAGCCGGCAAGCUUAGCUCAAUAGGGAGAGCUCAGCUCUACGGAUCGCUGGGUCCCGAGUUCGAUAAGUAGAAUGGCUGGAUCAGUGGGCAGUUUUUAUAAUGCAGCAUUGUAUAAAAUAUGUUGUAGAUUUUAAGAUGUAUUCAGUUGUUAAUGUAUAUUGGCUUUCCCAGCUGACAGUUUUUAAUAAACUGUACAGAAACAUAGAAAAAUAGUUUGGUUCCAAGCUCAGUAGAAUACAGUUCCAUGACCUUUUGGUACAGAAACAUAGAAAAAUAGUUUGGUUCCCAGCUCAGUAGAAUACAGGUCCAUGACCUUUUGGUACAGAAACAUAGAAAAAUAGUUUGGUUCCCAGCUCAGUAGAAUACAGGUCCAUGACCUUUUGGUACAGAAACAUAGAAAAAUAGUUUGGUUCCCAGCUCAGUAGAAUACAGGUCCAUGACCUUUACCCAAAAGGUUGAUUUUGCCUGCACCUCGUCUUAAGAAAGUCUAGUAGAAAUACAGUUAUUUUAUUAAUAACUAUGAAUGUUUUAAGCACAAAGGAGGGCAUUGAAUUUUUCUGUUGUCAUUUGUUUAAUAAAAGUAGAUUACGAUGUUCGUGACACAGGCAAAAUCGGCUUGGUAACAUCAGAAAUAUAUUGGUACAAUAAUUGUGAUAAGUUCAACAUGUUCAGUAUGUGUGUAUUUGGUGAAACAAAAGUUUAAUAUUCAGAGUAAUUAAGAUGAAUUACAGUAAUAAUAGAGGUGAUACGUUGAUAAGCUUCACACAUAUCCAUAAUCAUGGAAAUUUUAUAGUAUUUGAUCCAUUUUGUUGUACUAUCACUCACCUUGACAACUCAAGCAUAAAAGGGCAUGUGUAUCAGUUUGUUGCCAACCAUUUCAAUUUUUUUUAUUGAAGAUUUUUUUCCCAGUUCACAUGAACUAUGAGGAAAAUAUGUAUAUUAAAUUUUGUGAAAUGGAAUAGUAGUGCAUUAAAAUAUCAAUACAUGUAUGUAACUAUUUCUAAGGAAAAAGUUGAAAUAUUCUACAUGUCAGCACACUGUGAUCUCAUAUUGGUGUGAGUAGGUGUCAUAUCUUGUGUCACUUAGAGAAAAUACUUCUGAUAGAUUGAACUCUCUAUUUCAAAAAAUCUCCCCUGGAAAGGUUACUGUGAAAAAAAUAUGUUAUUUCAGGCAAUAUUUGUUAAGAUUACCUCACAGCUAGCAUCACAGCUAGCUGGUUAACUUCACAUAUAUCACACCUGUAACGGGAGAACUGUUCACUGAUAUUUUUUUUUCUCAAGUGUUCAUCAUCAUAUUUCGGAAUAAUUUAUUCAACAUUUAGACAUUUUUUUCCAUUGACGUCAUUUUUCUUGUCCAUCGAUGCUUUCAAGAAUUUUGAUGGAAAACUGUACUGAUGGAAGUCUGAAAUAAAAAUUCAUUGAGGACACUGCUGUUUUACUUACAUGUAUUUAAGUUGCCAAUGUUUCAGUGGAACCCCAUUGCACUUUGUGCUGUAAGACUUACUUGUCUUAAUGUAAUUAUGAUUUCUUUCUGCUAGUUUGUUCAAUGUAAACAGUGUGUUUUGUCUGUCAGACUUUUUUCUUCUGUACAGAGGUUGGCCCAUGGUUUUGGUAAGGUUUAUUUUUAGCUCACCUGAACCAAAGGCUCUUGGUGAGCUUUUGUGACCAGUCAAUGUCCGUCGUGUGUCCGUCAACAUUUUCUAAAAAAAUCUUCUUCUUGAAAACCACUGGGCAGAAUUACACCAAACUUCACAGGAAUGAUCCAUGGGUGGUCCCCUUUCAAAAUUGUUAAAAGAAUUUCAUUCCAUGCAGAACUCUGGUUGCCAUGGCAACCGAAAGGAAAAACUUGAAUAAAUUUCUUGUUCAAAACUGCUAGGCGUAGAGCUUUGAUAUUUGGCUUGUGACAUCAUCUAAUGGUCCUCUAUGAAAAUUGUUCAAAUUGUGCCCCUGGGAUGAAAAGAGGCCCCGCCCCCGGGGUCCCAAGUUUUAGAUAGACUUAUAUAGGUAAAACUUUAAAAAUCUUCUUGUCUGAAACUACAAGACCUAAGCGUUUGAUAUUUUGUAUGUAGCAUUGCCUUGUGGUCCUCUAUGACAUUUGUUCAAAUUGUGCCACUGGGGGUGAAAAGAGGCCCCAUCCGGGGAUCCAAAGUUUUACAUAGACUUAUAUAGGAGAAAACUUUAAAAAAUCUUCUGGUCUGAAACUGAAAGGCCUAGGCUUUUGAUAUUUGGUAUGUAGCAUUGCCUAAUGGACCUCUAACAGAAUUAUUCAAAUUAUGCCCCUGGGGUAAAAAGAGGCCCCACACUGGGGGUCACUUGUUAUAUGAGUUAUAUAGGAAAAAAUACUACAAAAUUAUCAGAUCAUAUUUCCUAGACUGUUUAAUUAUAUUUACCUGAUGUAUCCAAGUGAUUGCUGUGACCUUGACCUACUUUCCUUAAUUUCAAAGAUGCAGCCUUUAAAUUUGGAUGACAUGCACAGUUUUACAUACCGAACUUAAAACUGACUUUCAGUAACCAUGAAUUUGACCUACUGACCUAUUUCUAAUAUUUUAGCAUCAGUUUGCCAUUUGAAACUUGUGGCUUAUAUUACUCAGGUGAGUGAUUCAGGGUCAUCAUGACCCUCUUGUUGAAUUUAAUAUUUCUGCAUUUUCUUUUAUACAGUAAUAUAUAUCUGCACUUCAUGCAAAAAAGGAAAAAUAUCUGCUUAAACAGUGGAAACUGAAUAUUAAAGUAACUAAGAAAAGGUGGGGGAAAAAACCGUUUGCAUAUAUAUUUGAAAUGAAAAAAUAUGGUUUAUCUUUUUUUAGCUCAUCUGAUUUUUUGAAAAAAAAUGAUGAGUUAUUGUCAUCACUUGAGCGGUUGUCGGCAUCGGCGUCGGCGUCGGCGUUGCCUGGUUAAGUUUUAUGUUUAGGUCAGCUUUUCUCCUAAACUAUCAAAGCUAUUGCUUUGAAACUUGGAAUACUUGUUCACCAUCAUAAGCUGACCCUGUAUAGCAAGAAACAUAACUCCAUCUUGCUUUUUGCAAGAUUUAUGGCCCCUUUUGUACUUAGAAAAUAUCAGAUUUCUUGGUUAAGUUUUAUGUUUAGGUCAACUUUUCUCCUAAACUAUCAAAGCUAUUGCUUUGAAACUUGGAAUACUUGUUCACCAUCAUUAGCAGACCCUGUACAUCAAGAAACAUAACUCCAUCUUCCUUUUUGCAAGAUUUAUUGCCCCUUUUGGACUUAGAAAAUCAGUUUUCUUGGUUAAGUUUUAUGUUUAGGUCAGCUUUUAUCCAAAACUAUCAAAGCUAUUGCUUUAAAACUUGCAACACUUGUUCACCAUCAUAAGUUGACCCUGUACAGCAAGAGACAUAACUCUGUCCUGCUUUUUGCAAGAUUUAUGGCCCCUUUUGGACUUAGAAAAUAUCAGAUUUCUUGGUUAAGUUUUAUGUUUAGGUCAACUUUUUCUCUUAAACUAUCAAAGCUAUUGCUUUGAAACUUGCAACACUUGUUCACCAUCAUAAGCUGACCCUGUACAUCAAGCAACAUAACUCCAUCCUGCUUUUUGCAAUAAUUAUUGCCCCUUUUGGACUUAGAAAAUCAUUUUCUUGGUUGAGUAUUAUGUUUAAGUCAACUUUUCUCAUAAACUAUCAAAGCUAUUGCUUUAAAACUUGCAACAGUUUUUCACCAUCAUAAGUGGACACUGUACAUCAAGAAACAUAACUCUAUCCUGCUUUUUGCAAGAAUGAUGGCCCUUUUUAGACUUAGAAAAUCAUGGGUAGGACAAUAUUUCUAUUACACAAAAAAAAUCAGAUGAGCGUCAGCACCCGCAAGGCGGUGCUCUUGUUUUAUAUUUUUGAUAGAAUUUUGAUAAGAAUUUUCAGUAAUUUACUGGGCAGGACCCAGAAUUUGGAAGAAUGUUUUUCUUCAUGAAGUACAAAUUGAAUUUAAAUGAUCAAAUUUUUGUACCGAUUUAGUGAAAUCAUUUUAUUGAACAUUACUUAUUUUUACUCCUUAAAUCUAUAAUUGUUUCAGUACAAGGUCUGAAGCAAAUAUAUACAACCCUUGAUUCACCAGAGGGGACUUAUGGUUUGUACCCUGUUAAUAUUUCCGUCAGACAAGAUUGGGUCCUGCUAUAACUUUAUUAUCUGUAGGUCACAAACCAUGUAUUCUGCCAUAACUACUACUGCUGCUAGUGAAAAAUGUGGUUCCUAGAACAGCAGAUAUCACAUAUGCCUCUUCCACUCUGGUACUUUUAAUGCUAGGCAAAAUCCUUGUUUGUACUACUCUGAUAAAUAGUUCCCGGUUAAAUUGUAUUCAUACAAUAUUCAUGGUUGGCCAGUUAACAAACUAGUUAUGAUAUACUCGAGUGAGUAUACUGGGAGCUAAAUACAGUGUUGCUAGCUAGGGACUAAGGUUAUAAACAGAUGUUAUAUACCAUAGUUGUGGAGACCAGUCUCAAAUUACAGCACUUGAUUGGCACAUUUUAAAAACUGACCAAUAGCAAAGCAGCAUUUUGAGACUGGUCUCCAGAAUUAUAUAUUCUUGCACCUACAGUUACUCAUUAUGGAGAUUUGAACCCUUGCAGGCAAGGCAAAUAAUCUUCAUUAUAAUUUGAUUGAAGACAGUAAAUCAAGUCACUCCUCCUCCACCUCUCAUUCAAGCAGGGAAUCUCUAAUUUAUGUGGAUAAGUUGGUAAUUACUUGCAGAAAACGAGUUAGUGGUGGAGCAGGAAAACAGAAUAAAGCUAUUAUGGGGCCAUUUAUCUUGUUAAAGUCACAGAAAUUUUCUACUUUUCCCAGCCGAAAAUUUAUUGUAGCUUUUCAAAAGAAAAAAAUGUUCCCAUGUUUGUCUUAGAUCGACUUUAUAGAAAACCAGUCUGUGUUGUCCUUCAGUAUUUUUUGUAUUGUAUAAACAGCUAGACUUUUAGACUUAAAAGCAUAGAGAUUUUAUUUCAUGUCUGUUUUAGGCUUUAUUUCAUUUUACGUUUUAUUGUUUAGAUGCUUACGUUUUUUAUUUUCCAAACAUUGCCUAAAUUGGUUUCAGCUGAAAUAUAGCUAUUUUGAAUAAAAUUGUGAAGGUUUUGUAGAAGUUCCUCUACCAAGAUGCAAACAAGAUUUCUUUGAAGGUAUUCUUACAUUCUGGUAUGAGGAUCGUUAAAAAUCCUAACUACCAAGACAUUAAAAAGUUGUAUUUACAAUGGUACAAUUGUAUGUCUGUAAAAGUUCUGAAAAUUCUACAAGCACUGGGCCCAGGGAUAUAAAAUUUGAAUUAGGAGACCAGUCUCAAAUCUCUAGCAUCUGAUUGGUUGAUUGUGAGAUCAGUCUAGAAAUUGACCAAUGACAUCUCAGCAUUCUUAGACUGGUCUGAAAACUCCUAUGUUUUAUAACCUUUGACCCUGAUGGACAUCUAACAUCACAUAACUAUCAUUUGAAUCUGACUGAGUUUUUUACGUACAUGCUGUAGCUGUUUGAAUGUUUUUGUUGUUCUAUAUGUGUUCAGAACAUAUUUUUAAGAACCAUGUACAGUUUAAUGUAUAAAAUUCAUUUUGUAUGUAAUCAUAUACAUAGAUAGAUGUCAUUUCACGUUAAAGUAAAUUUAUAAAUUAGUCAAA
This is a messenger RNA of Mercenaria mercenaria, 8297 nucleotides long. RefSeq lists its product as uncharacterized. Lineage: Eukaryota; Metazoa; Mollusca; Bivalvia; Venerida; Veneridae. The coding region runs from base 16 to 1725 and encodes 569 amino acids. The record is from RefSeq and is a predicted model, not a curated record. Gene Ontology annotation, molecular function: oxidoreductase activity, acting on the CH-OH group of donors, NAD or NADP as acceptor; NADP binding; NAD binding. The transcript has 15 exons.